This is a messenger RNA of Aspergillus alliaceus, 2353 nucleotides long. RefSeq names its product putative plasma membrane SNARE protein (Sec9). NCBI's taxonomy places the organism in Eukaryota, Fungi, Ascomycota, Eurotiomycetes, Eurotiales, Aspergillaceae. The record is from RefSeq and is a predicted model, not a curated record. Gene Ontology annotation, biological process: exocytosis; vesicle fusion. Gene Ontology annotation, cellular component: SNARE complex; plasma membrane. The coding region runs from base 362 to 1606 and encodes 414 amino acids. Gene Ontology annotation, molecular function: syntaxin binding; SNAP receptor activity. The transcript is spliced from 2 exons.
GAUACACCGCCCACGGACACUGCCACAGUGAAGUGCCAGAUGGAGAAUUGCAUACCGUAUGGGUACUGUCACGGUCUUUAUCAGUGCCCAACGAUAAGCAAGACAAUGCGUACUGGUAAUACUGGCCGCCACAGGAGUCUCGACUCUCCAUCCAAUUAAUUCCUCACGAGACUCUCCUUUAAUUCCAGUUUCACCAUUUCCACUCCUCCUGUCUCACUUCUUCCCUUCUUCGUCCCUUCUUCGUCCCUUUGGCUUCUUGCACUCUCAGUUCAAUCACAUCUUUUGCUGUGAUCCCUGGGCAUCCUCUAUUCUCUUUAUACCCGUUUUGCACUUAGUUCUGGUUCUAAUACAAGAAUACAAGAUGGUAUUUGGACGCAAGAAGGACGACGGCGACGAAUCCCAUAACCGCCUUGCACUCUUUGGCUCUCGAUCGAAGAGUAAGAGCCCAGCGCCUCCGGCGAACCCCUACGCAAAACCUAUCCCAACAGACCCUUACACCAAAGCUAAGAUCAAUGCCGGAGUGGCUCCCCUACCGGCAGGUGAACAACCACCUGCCAGGAAUAGCCCCGCAGGCGGGAACGUUCCUGGCGAUAACAAACUCCAAGGAGGUUAUACCCCCAACAACUAUGUAAACCAGGGUGGAUACGGAGGUGAUCGAUUCGGUGGUGGUGGUCCCGCCCCUGCUGCGUCCCGGUAUGGCCCAGGUGGCUAUGGAGGAUUGGGCAGCACCGAUCCCAAUGACCCAAGCGAUGCUGGGAGAGAUGCACUUUUUGGGGGAGCUAGGGAAAGAGCGCAGCAACAGACCCAGGGUGGUCCUCCUCCCCCAUACUCGGAGGGUACUCCCUCCUACGGUGGCGGUAGCAAUGCAUACAACACUUCGACAUACCAGGAACGCCACCUUACCGCAGAGGAAGAAGAAGAGGAGGAAAUCCAAACCAUCAAGCAAGACAUCCGGUUCAUCAAGCAGGGCGAUGUGGCAUCCACACGAAAUGCCCUCCGUAUUGCGGCACAGGCUGAGGAGACAGGUCGGGAGACUCUUGCUCGUCUGGGUGCCCAAGGCGAACGGAUUCACGAUACCGAGAAGAGCUUGGAUAUCGCUACGAUAGAAGGACGCAUUGCUGAGGAGAAGGCUAAAGAGUUGAAGACGCUCAAUAAGAGCAUGUUCGCCGUCCACGUCUCGAACCCAUUCACCAGCGCGCGUCGUCGCCGAGACCGUGAUGAGAAGAUCUUGAAUACUCAUCGAGAGGAGCGUGAGACUCGUGAGGGCACUCGCAAGGAAGCCUUCUCCACCAACCAGCGUAUGGAGCGCACUUUCAGAGAGAUUGACCGCGAAGCCGGCAAGCAUAACGGAAAGGUGCGAACGAAUGCCACCGAACGUGCCAAGUACCAGUUCGAGGCGGACAGUGAGGAUGAGGGGAUGGAGGACGAGAUUGAGCAAAAUCUGGAUCUGCUUUCUGGAGCCGCAGGCCGGUUGCAUGGGCUUUCUAAGGCGACGGGCCGUGAGCUGGAUGAGCAGAACCGCCAUCUGGAGCGUAUCAUGCAAAAGAGCGACUUCGUCGACGACCAGAUUGCAAUGAACCGCGCCAAACUAGACCGGAUUCGUUAGAUAUCUUGUAUAUAGAGGACUUGCGGGGGAGUUGUCGACGCCUGGUGCUCUCAACCUCAAUGCGAAUUGCCACAUACUGUGCAUACUCAUCAACUACAUAUCCUUGGCGUUCCGGGUUCUCAUGUCUUCAGACCUAGUGUUUGUUGCGUUUCUUGCAUUGGAGGAAAUUAAUAGUACUUACUACUUCGUUGAAUAGAACAUGUCUGGUCUAAAGCCAAUUUGCCCGUAUCUUUGGAAAGGAUGAUACAACCUUGAAUAUAGAUACCCAGAGCGGCCUUAGUAGACGGCUGGUACCGAGGUUCAUUGCUACCUAGUAGACCACAGCCGCUUUUGCAUCUUGCUGGGGUGAUUGUUUUGCGAAACCCAAGGACGAAGCAUCUGCCAAAGAAGUGUAGAGAGGAUAGAUCGGUUGCUAUCAGGGAUUGCCAUUGUUUCCUGAGCAUGGGUCCGUUAUCUGUUUGUAGAUUAUCAAAGGACUUCAAAGGGUAUCAAGGCUAUUAUCAUAAAGGUGUCAUUUCAUGAUGCCCAGUGAACGAGACUAUUGUGUUAUUUACCGGCUGAAUGAAUUGACAUACUGCCCUUUUAAUAUGGGAGUAGAUAAUACCGAUAUAGAAAGUAUGGCGAGGCAUCAUUUGUAUUUAGAAUAUCUUAUUAGCAUCAUGUAUAACAAACAGGAUACGAGAUAUCAGCUUUUCCAAGCGCCUAUGGCUUCGAAAUUUUCAUAUCUACGCCACUCACCCUCGCAAA